Messenger RNA from Anopheles stephensi (Asian malaria mosquito), 7551 nucleotides. RefSeq lists its product as uncharacterized. Bases 788 to 6370 code for a protein of 1860 amino acids. The transcript has 9 exons. Gene Ontology annotation, molecular function: protein binding. NCBI's taxonomy places the organism in Eukaryota, Metazoa, Arthropoda, Insecta, Diptera, Culicidae. The record is from RefSeq and is a predicted model, not a curated record.
UGUUAUGGUGGCAUCCGAGCAAAGAAGGCAUCGGAACGCAAGCAUCAUCACACAGAACGAAGAAAGAAUCCGCGUACGGUCCUCCCGACCUGAAAAGCUGGUCGCCAAUCGCAAAUUGGCCGCCGUCGGGCGGAAUGUUAGUGCCAACCGUGUGACCCGUACAAGUGUCGUACUGCGUGCGUUCGAAGUGUUUUGCUCGAAAGCGUGCAAGUUUUAGGACUCCAAACGCCAGCAGAAAAGCAGUGCACAAGUGGGGGUAGAAUGUAGCAAAAGCAACAACAGCAAAAACGGACGGGCCCAAUUCGUUACACUUGUUCCGGAGUUAAAAAAGAAGGUUCUUACUUAGGAACCGAUUUUUGUGUGUAUAGCAAGUGAGUGUUUGUGUGUGUGUGUGCUGCGAUGCAACGAAUGAUUUAGAUUAAAAAAGCGGAAAAGUGUUCCGACGCGGUGGUUCCGUACGGCAGCGGGCAGGUUCAUUAGCAUCAUCAAUUUAAUGCUGUUUGGUGGAAGCUGUGUGUGUACGCAGCUUUGAUGACUAAUAGGAUGACCGAAUAAAACGGGAAAAGGGAGAGUAAAAAAAAAAUAAAAAGAGCCCCGACCCGCGCCAACUAUCCCUUGAUCGCGUCGCAAUAUCGCGUGUGUGUGUGUGUUUGUGUGAUUGUGGUUCGAUCUCCAGCAGGGGGUUCCUCGGGGAUACGGGAGAUACAAACUGUGUGGAGCUCGCGGAUUAGAUUUCAUAUACCAAUACCGGGAUUAGAUUUCCGAUUCUUCAAUCAUCAGUCCCACGAUGGCUUACAUAAACGUUGCCGAAUGGAGCCCGGACAUGGUCACCGACUGGUUGAAAGGCCUGGACAACUCGAUGUACCACUAUGUGCAAUCGUUCACCAACAAUGGGGUCGGCGGAAAGCAGCUGCUCAACAUACGGCCGUACGAGCUCGAGCAGCUCGGUAUGCACGUGAUCGGCCACCAAGAAAUCGUGCUGGAGGCGGUGGAAAAUCUGAAAAACUUUAACUACAACCUGGAUAAGGAAAAUCUACAGUUCCUGGCGCUGCAUGUGGCGACCGCGGCCCAUUCGCUGUCCAAACAGUUGGAAUUCUCCGACCAGGAGAAGCUAGAAACGUCGGUGCUGAAGGAUAUUACACGCACGAUCACGCACCUGAAAGCGCUGAUCGAAUGGCUCGAUCGGGCACCGUUUAAAGGUCAGCAGAAGUUCGACGAGCUGCGUAAACAGUGUAUGCGGUUCGGGCUGGAAGUGGCCACCGUUGCGAUGCGUGAUCGAUUUUCUCUUAUGCCGGUACAGGCGAUCCGGCAAAACGCCAAAAAGUUAGAAAGCAUCGGAGAGUACAUCAUUAAAGAUAUUAUGGAUCCUAUCAUACUGCAGCCGGCCUCGCUAGAUCUUGUGACGCUUAAGAAGCGUGAGUCGGAUCUCGGCUUUCUGAUCAUGCAAAGCUUCCACGGUGUACACCGCAUUACCGAAAUAAAGUUCAACUCACCCGCCCACAACUCCGGCAAGGUCGAGGACGGCGAUGAAAUAGUGCAAAUCAACUACCAGACUGUGGUCGGCUGGGAGUACAAGAAGGUCCUGCAGCAGCUACAGGAAUCACCACCAGAUGUCCUACUGACGCUCAAGAAGCGCCCAAAACAUAUGAAAAUCUACGGCCAAAUCUACAUCAAACCGUACCGCUUGCCGAGCAAAAAACGAAUCAUCCCGUACAGGUGGGGCGAAAGUUUGCCCAGUCCGCGCGUUACCGACACGUUCGCGCUGCAGGACUUUUCGCUCCCGCUCGACCGUGUCCCGGAAAAGCACGCUCCAUCCGACUCCGAAUCGGACGGCAGCGAUAUCCUAACGCCAACCGACGUAAAGGAGACGGAGAAAGAGAUCCGGCUCUAUCUACCCAAACCGCGCGCCGUACUGCAACGGCGGCACACGCUGUCGAGCUUUAAAGAUUUGGUCGGUGUUUCGUCGUGGCGGGAGGAGCGCAAAGGGAAACCGUUGCUAUCGAGCGAACUGCAAAGUUUGCGUGACAAAUCGGUUUCGUUUGGGUUUGGGCUGGAAAUGGCGCCACGACCAACGACCACGUGCCUUGGGUUGGUUGGAGGCGGAGGUGGUGCUGCUAGUAGCGUUGAUGGAUCGUCGGGUGUGGCGGGCAGUGGUUCGGCAAAGUGUAGCAGUUUCGGUGGGCUGAAAAGUUCACUUCCCGACAUUGUUCCGCAGGAGAUUGAAUGUUGUGCCGCGGUGCCGCCGAACGAUCGGUCGAUCGUGGGUGCAAAACCCACUGGGGUUGGUGGUAGCAGGGAGCAGGGCGAUAGUGAAGCGUACAAGGCGGGUGUUUCGAAGGUGGUACGGUUUGAGUCAAGCUCGAAAGCUGACCAGUGCCAUGUGGACACGAAGUACACGUGCCAGGUGGACAGUACGGUGCUGGAAACGUUCGAACCGAUACCGUACGUCGAUGAAGAUUUGCCGCCAGUCGUUAGUCCACCGACCGUUACCGAGCGCGUCAAGCGGUUUGAAUCGUUCGCGACGCGUACGACGCCAGCCACAUCUUCGCUUACCAACGGACAACACUCGGGAAGCUCCACGCCGGUUGUUGGAAGCCAUAUAGCAACACCCGCCACGAAACCAAUUCCAAUGCAGCGGCAACUAGCGAAAGAUCCAGAAGUGGCAGAAGCAAUCAAUACGGUUGUGGUUAACCGGGAAAUGGUAAAGCGUGGUCGCUUGGAUAAAAGCUACAGCACGCCGGCCUACGACGACGAGCUGUCCGAUGUUCCACCGGCCAUUGAACCGCGCAAAGAGCAUCUGCUUAAAGCACCACCGGUACCACCGCCACGCCCGAAACGUACGCUCGACACAAUCGGCGGUCCGGGCCCGGAAAAACCUCCGCCAACACCGGUCGCACCCGUACCAUCGAAAGCGACAGUGGUGGCAAUUGUGCAUCAGCCCGAAACGGCACCCGGGUUCGUGUCCUCGCUCAGCAACACGCUCGACAGCCGCGAGGACAGCCCGAACAAGUCGAAGCUGGCCAAUGUGAUCGAUCUGAAGCAAAACCGCACCCAACCGCUAGCACCGCCGAUGGCACAGGGAACGCCCGUCACCACACCACCGAAACCGGCCGAACGGACAGCCAUUCCACCGGUUCCGGCUUCCCGGCCAGCGGCAGCGAUUCCACCAACAAAGCUCACACCUUCUAGUGAAAUCAUUUCCAUUCCUUCGACCGUUAGUUCGUCCGCCGUACCGAGCAUACCCACGGACACCAGCUCCGAGCUGCUAACACCGAACAAAACCAAGAGUCUAACGCUGAAGAAGAAAAACUCGCUGCUGUCGAAACGCCGCAAAGUUUCGCUGAAAACGCUCUGCGUCAGUGACAUCCAGGGCCACCUGUACCGUCGCACGAAAGAUCGGAGCGGUAUGUCGUACUGGGCGAAGUACUACUUCGUCCUGAUCGACACCACCCUGUACGGGUUCAAUCGGAAAGAGUCGACGAAAGCGAACUGUAUGAUAUUCCUGUCCGGGUUUACGAUUUCGCUCGCCAAGGAGGUGCAUUCGCGUCCGCACGCCUUCAAGGUGUACCAUCCGAGCAAAACGUUCUACUUUGCGGCCGAAACGCAGGAAGCGCUCGUCCAGUGGAUGGAGUACAUUCGGCAGGCGACACUGAAGGGUGCGGCGAGCCUGAUAGCGGGCGAGCCAGCCGACCAUCACAGCUCCCGGGAACUGUUUACCGAAACGGACAGUUCAGACGAUGAGCUCGGGCUGAUGGACAGCACCACGAAGCUAAAUCUGCUGUGCACACCAUCACCGCAAGCCGGGCCCGGUACAGCAGCAGCAUCAUCCCACGGCAGUACGGCCGGUGGUCCGGAUGGAACACCGACCUCCUCGAAGCAGGACCAUCGGUACCAUCUAAACUUUGGUUCGUUAAAAAAGUUCACCAAAAUCGGUUCCGAUGCAAGCCACGGAUCGUCGGGCGGUGGUAAAAAUGGCAAUGGAACCGGAGGUGGCGGCACGUCCCAUUCGGCGUCAAGUACAAGCGGCGGCACCACCAGCGAAGGUAGCAAAUUCUUUGGUUUCUUUUCCUCCCACCGGAACGUGGAGAAGAGCAACUCGAGCGAGAUGCCCGUACCGACAUCACAGUUUAAAAGUUAUCGCAAAGUGCCCGGUGCGGGCGGACUGCAAAUCGGGACGGCUUCCGCCUCGACGGAAGUUUUCCCACUGUCUGCCGCUGCCAUUGCCGGCUUUUCGAUGGGUGCUGCGGGUAGCGAUGGUGAAAAUUUUAGCAUCAGCAUGCUAUCGCUUGUGUCGAGUGCGAGUGAAAAAACGGCCACUCCGCCGGUUCCGGCACCACCACAGCCACCACCAAGAACGGCUACACCAACGCCACCACCACCGCCACCACCACCACCCCCAUCGGUGGUUAUCCGGGAACCGGCAACGCCGACACUGCUCGCCGAUACCGAGCAGCUGCUAAACCAGACCCGGAAGAGUAAGCGUAUCUCGCCCCACAACUACAUCCACGCGUCGAACCCGAAUCUGGUCGAGUUUGACUUUCAAACGUCGAAAGCGAUGGACUUUUCCGUGCCAAAGAUACACGCGGGCAACACGUGGGACACGAGCACACACUCGCACAGCAAUCUGCAGUCGAUGAUCACGCUGAAGGAUCUGAUGCUGCAGAAGCAGGCGGAAGAAGCGCAGGACAUGUACAACAAGCGCGUCUGUCUCGGUGUGGAGAAGCUCGAUGACCGUAAGGGACGGAUGAUGGUGAUGGGUGGUGGUGGUGGUGGAGGAGCAUCGGAACAGCCGGGUCCUUCAGCGCCUGCCAUCCCGGAAGCGGUGAACAAAAUACAACGCCGUCAGCUCCCGAUCACGCCCGACUACGCGCAAAGUUUCAAGCUGGACGAUGAGGACAUUCUGUACACGCGCAGCAAGGAGGGACAAAAGCUGCGUGACUUUGGGUACGAAAUGAUCUCCGGUGAUGAUGCGUUCGAUCAGCGCAACAAACCGGGUCGGCCGACGGUGGUUGGACCGACUGCCGGGGUUGGUACGGGUGUGAAUGGUGGUGCUGGAGGAAGUGGAAGCAACGGAGCGAAUGGAAACGGUGGCAAUGGCCCUGGUGGCAGUAACGGUAGCGGUGGUGGUGGUUCGAUAAAGAAAAAAACAUUUAAUUGGAUAAAUUCCGAUCGGAAGGCGGCUGCAGCAUCCGGUAGCGAUACAACAACCCACCCGGAAGGCACGGUUGUGAUCGGAUCGGCCACCAGUUCCUCGUCGUUGUUCAGCACCGCCGGACCGUGCGUUGCUCCCGAACAGCACCGAUCGAGCGGUUUGUCCGCCUCACUAUCGCUGCGGGACAGCUUCAAGCGCAGCAAGAACAAGGCGGUCAUUGCCCGGCUCGACAACAUUAAGGCCAGCAGUGAGAAGCUCUUCCAGUUUAAGCAAUCGAGCAGUUCCGGCGGUGCGGCCGCUGGCACCAGCAACAAUAACGAUAAGGAAUCGCUCAAAACGAAGCAGCUCGAUAAGCCGGCCGCACCGGGUACGAUGUUGGUGAACGUGAAUCUGAAACAUCAACCUUCCCAUCCACCGCAGGCGCAUCCGCUGGCACCGUUCGCCGCGAUCGUCGGUGGGCUUGGUGGGAAGAAAAACAACAACGAGCUAAAUGCGGCCUUGGAACACCAUUCCGCGCUGCUCUUUCAGCAGACGGCAGUGGCGGGGAGCAACAGCGGUGGUGGCACGAGUGGUGGUGGUGGUGGUGGUAUUAAAAAAUCCAACACGUGCAACAGUUCGUCGGAUUUUAAGGAGAACUCGAGCAAACUGCAAAACAUGCGCAAAAACUCUGCCCCCGAAAGAGGUGUCGGUGGUGCUAGCGGGGGGAACGGGGGUGCUAGCGGUGGCACUGGCGGCAAUGGGGGUGCUUCGUAUUUUACGAAGCUUAGCUUCGGAUCUACGAAAACCGCCAAGGAGAAGAAGCUGCUCGGUUCGCCCGGAUUGCAUCGGGCGAUAUUUGGCAAGAACCAUCAUACCCAUGGCAGUAGCGACAGUCCACCGGCUGUGAUCGAUCAUGAGGUGUUUUCGCCGAUUUCCUUCCCGAAGGUACAAGCACCUCCCUCAAUGGAAGGAGGCUCUUCAAACAGCAGCACUCCCAUGCCGCCCGGAUCUGGACAAUCAAACUCUGAUUCCAGCUCACCUUCCACCACCGUGCUGAUGCCAAACUUUGGUCCCAAUCUGGUAGCCGUCGCACGCAACUCUCCAGACUAUCCCAACAUGGAGUAUCCACCGGUGUUUGAGCCGGAAACGUACUCGCUGAGCGAUCCGAACGCGAGCCUAACGUUGCUAAAGCGUCGCCAGAAUCAUCAUCAUCAUCAUCCACACCACCACCAGAAAUGACGACGUGAGAAACGGCUCGCGACGGUGCGCGAACAUGAAAUGGGAUAAGCGAGUUGCGCACGAUACCUUUACUUUGAUUUUAUUUUAGUUGUUAAUCGUAGAGUAGGUUAUGUAGAUGAGAUUCUCUGCCAUUUCUAGUUGGUUCGAAACCAAUCCACAAACUGGUGCGUGUGUGCAAGUCCGCUGUUUUUUUUUUUUUUUAGGAUUUCCUGUAGCCCCCACAGCAAGGCAAGGCCAUUAUGAACAAACAAAUAUUUAACGAGAAGGAUUGAUAUUGUACGAUACAUGAUAGAACUGAGCGACUGAGUGAGGGAAGCGGUUACGUUUUGUAAAACUCUGAUUGAUAAGAGAGAACCGAUGAUAGACAAACGAAACACAAAACAACAGCAACAAUAUUGUUCAAAUUGUGAUUUUAGACCCUACUAUCCCUAGGUGUAUAUUUUCCGUGUUGAUGCAUAGCUUUUUAGCGUGUUCUAAUAGGUGCAUAAAACUGGGUGGUAUGCAAAGUAGUGGACGCAUAUGCAGCCAGACAUAUAUCACUAUUUAAACAACAUCCACACUGCGUACUAUUAACUUAUGAAAGCGUUUAUCGGUGCAUUAGACUGAAAGCGUGUUACAGCAAAGGGAUAGUUUAAAUUAACGUGAGAAUGUUACAGCUUUGUAAACAGUUUAGUAGUGGUAGUAGUAGUAGCAGUAGCAAAAGGCAAAAUCGCUGUUUCGAGAAUCAGCGCUCUGAGGUUGUUAGAUAAAACGGAUGACACCAAAACCGAAACCUGUUGGCAAAAGCGUGAAUGUUACAAUGUAGUAGAGAAUGUAUUUAAUAACGCAAUCGGCUGUUUAUGGACCCCCCCUCCUAUAUACCUAACACUGAUGAAACCAAUCCACUAUCGUUAUGUAUGUAGCCGCCGUACACAUUCCUAUGCUGUGGUUGCAGAGCAUUGAUGCGACUGGAUGGAAGCAGAAAGCGCAGGCUGCAGUACCGUAUACCACUAGUUCCUCCCUCACAGGCCAAUAUAGAACGCUAGUAUUGAUUAGAUGUGAAAGUAGGCAAAAACACGCCCCCUGCAUGUAAUAUGAUGUGUAUGUGAGUGUGUUUACAAACUUCGCAAUGCAUUGUUGAACUCUGUUUUCUGCACAAAAAUGAUACACAUAAUAAAUAGUGCCUUACGAUUAAGAAUGCA